Molecule: messenger RNA, 402 nt
Organism: Aspergillus bombycis
Lineage: Eukaryota; Fungi; Ascomycota; Eurotiomycetes; Eurotiales; Aspergillaceae
Exons: 1
Coding region: 1-402 (133 amino acids)
Source: RefSeq, a predicted model, not a curated record
AUGCUCGCUCCAUUCCCUUCCACACAGGAUCCGUUGCCCGUUCUUGCACCAUCAAUCCCCAAGAGCAAAGCGCCAAUGGAAGAAUUUGCGGAUGAUGUCGAUGACGGAUAUGCAAGCAGGUACAUUCCUCCCCGGAAAAUGUCCCAUUGGAAGCAUGUGUUGGGUCGAUCCAAUUCCUUGGACCGAAUUUCCAACGGAGGUCAACACCUCGACUGGGAAGAGCCUCCGGGAAAUGACGGAUGUGAGCAGACAGCGGCCCAAUACCGCAAUCUGCUCAGCCCAGUUCAGCCAUACUACGAAUCGGAGCACGAUGAACUGUUCUCCGUGUCAGAAUAUGAGGGCAGUCCAAGAGAAAACCGCGAGAGUCAAGAUACCAACUGGAGCUUUCUAUUUAGAUCCUAG